UUCUCCCCUACUUGUAAAGGCUUUUGCAUUACUUGGGACAUAAUAUAGCAUUACAGUUAGGGCUUCCUUGCGAGCGUUGAGUGACAGAUUGGGAGUGAGAAAGCAGUAUCAGCAGCCAUGGCGAGCACCAAAGUUCAGAGGAUCAUGACUCAACCCAUCAAUCUGAUUUUCAGGUUUCUUCAAAGCAAAGCUCGCAUUCAGAUUUGGCUUUUUGAGCAGAAGGAUUUGCGCAUUGAAGGCCGUAUUAUUGGCUUUGACGAGUACAUGAACUUGGUUUUGGAUGAGGCUGAAGAAGUUAACGUAAAAAAGAAGAGCAGAAAGACAUUAGGGCGUAUUCUACUAAAAGGGGACAACAUAACUCUGAUGAUGAAUACGGGGAAAUGAUGAGCAAUCAGCAGUAGCAUUUGAAUUGACACAUCAUUGCAUCUCUUCAAUAGUCAAAGAUGUGAAGAAAAUAUCGUGGUGAACUUCAAGUUUUAAUAUUCCUUGUGAUAGGGAAGUUUUGCGAAAACUAAAACAUGCCUAACAUGUUGUUUGUUGGUACUUGGAAUUGCUUUCUGCUUGUACACAUGUCAACCUACCUUGAAACUUUAAUACAUUCAACGUAUGUGCACUUUGUGGUUGAAAAUUUU
Molecule: messenger RNA, 632 nt
Organism: Corylus avellana
Lineage: Eukaryota; Viridiplantae; Streptophyta; Magnoliopsida; Fagales; Betulaceae
Biological process (GO): mRNA splicing, via spliceosome
Cellular component (GO): spliceosomal complex
Molecular function (GO): RNA binding
Source: RefSeq, a predicted model, not a curated record